AUGCUGCUACAUCCCGUUCUACUCGUCGUGGCCAUGAUACUUACCAGCUCCACGGUAGUUAGCUGCUCUGGUGCAGACUCCCUGGUCAUUCGAUCUGGCGCGCUCGUCUUGAUCGCUUCCUGCACCUGGCAAUGUAUCACAACAUCCAUGGAAUUUAUGGUCCGCAGCCCGUGGGCCAGUCUAGUUGCUGGCUAUUCAGUGACACUCCUCUUCCACUACAUCGAUAUUGCACUUCUCGGAAAAUGGUCGUUUGAAGGACAGGAAUUUCUCAAGGCACUCGCAUCGGGUCUUUCAUUGACCGUGAAUUCGCGAUUUAUCGGCACGCCCGAGCAGGUGAAACAUGUCUCAUUGCGCUCGACUGCAGUAUCGCGGGGACGUUUCCUCGGGCGGUCCGCGAGGUUUAUAUUCCUCAGCUACCUGGCUCUGGAUGUGAUGGACUCAAGUGCAGAUCGCGAAGUAACAGCAAAAUAUCUUUCGAGCGCGAAUGUUCCGCUCUUGGGGCGGCUUCAUCGCAGUGAAGUUUCCGCCGAGGAGAUUGUCGUGCGAUUCUUUUCGGUCAUCGGUGCAGCAAUUGGGCUGGUCUCUGUUCAGGGGGGAUGCCACCGAUUAUUCGCCUUCUUCAGCGUGCUCUUGGGCCUGUCUGCGCCUUCAGACUGGCCAACAUUAUAUGGUUCUAUAUCCGAUGCCUAUACUUUGCGAAGGCUCUGGAGCCGCCUUUGGCACCAGCUGAAUACGCACAAGCUUAACUCCAUCUCUAAUUACCUCUUGCACGAUGUCCUCGGCGUAACCCGGGAAACAAAGGCAACCCCUGCCAGAUACGCAAAGCUAGUCUUUGCGUUUGGGGUAUCGGGACUGAUGCAUGUACUGAUUGAUAUGUCGGUCGGAUUAUCGAUUUACAGCUCUGGCGCUCUGUCGUUCUUUGGCGCACAAACUCUUGGCAUUGCCAUUGAAGAUGCCAUUCUUAAGGCUCAUUGCUGUUGUAUGGGUUACAACAAGUCCCAAUCGCCCCCUCCAUCGUCGGUGCAGCGAUCCAUCGGCUAUAUAUGGGUAUGUACUUACCUCGUUUGGACGCUUCCAGCCUACAUGUUUCCCAUCAUGUCCCUGGAGGGCAAUAACUCUGUUGUGCCGUUAAGUGUGGUUGGUAUGUUGCGUCGAACCUGA
Aspergillus puulaauensis is the source of this 1161-nucleotide messenger RNA. RefSeq names its product wax synthase family protein. Bases 1 to 1161 code for a protein of 386 amino acids. The transcript is spliced from 2 exons. NCBI's taxonomy places the organism in Eukaryota, Fungi, Ascomycota, Eurotiomycetes, Eurotiales, Aspergillaceae. The record is from RefSeq and is a predicted model, not a curated record.